AUGAUCACUGUCUCCAUUCACACCCAGUAUGAUCACUGUCUCCAUUCACCCCAGUAUGACCACUGUCUCCAUUCACUGUCUCCCAGUAUGACCACUGUCUCCAUUCACCCUAGUAUGAUCACUGUCUCCAUUCACCCUAGUAUGAUCACUGUCUCCAUUCACCCCAGUAUGAUCACUGUCUCCAUUCACCCUAGUAUGACCACUGUCUCCAUUCACCCCAGUAUGUCUCCACCACUGGUUGCUAGACAUCACAGGUAUAAUAUAACAGAGGCUAGACCAAACACACAAGAAAGGUCAGGGGUUAGGGAACAGACGAUUAGAAACACACUAGAUAGGUCAGGGGUUAGGGACCAGACGAUUAGAAACACACUAGAUAGGUCAGGGGUUAGGGACCAGACGAUUAGAAACACACUAGAUAGGUCAGGAGUUAGGGACCAGACCAUUAGAAACACACUAGACAGGUCAGGGGUUAGGGACCAGACUAUUAGAAACACAAUAGACAGGUCAGGGGUUAGGGACCAGACCAUUAGAAACACACUAGACAGGUCAGGGACAAUUAGAAACACACUAGAUAGGUCAGGGGUUAGAGACCAGACAAUUAGAAACACACUAGAUAGGUCAGGGGUUAGAGACCAGACAAUUAGAAACACACUAGAUAGGUCAGGGGUUAGAGACCAGACAAUUAGAAACACACUAGAUAGGUCAGGGGUUAGAGACCAGACCAUUAGAAACACACUAGACAGGUCAGGGGUUAGGGACCAGACCAUUAGAAACACACUAGACAGGUCAGGGGUUAGGGACCAGACAAUUAGAAACACACUAGAUAGGUCAGGGGUUAGAGACCAGACCAUUAGAAACACACUAGACAGGUCAGGGGUUAGGGACCAGACAAUUAAAAAAAGCAGGGAUAUCAGACUGGGAACAAUCAAAUACUAG
Messenger RNA from Candidula unifasciata, 936 nucleotides. NCBI's taxonomy places the organism in Eukaryota, Metazoa, Mollusca, Gastropoda, Stylommatophora, Geomitridae. The record is from the annotation of a GenBank genome assembly.